Mesocricetus auratus (golden hamster) is the source of this 2270-nucleotide messenger RNA. It is a transcript of the gene Nelfcd, whose product is annotated as negative elongation factor complex member C/D. NCBI's taxonomy places the organism in Eukaryota, Metazoa, Chordata, Mammalia, Rodentia, Cricetidae. The record is from RefSeq and is a predicted model, not a curated record. Gene Ontology annotation, molecular function: RNA binding. Gene Ontology annotation, biological process: negative regulation of transcription elongation by RNA polymerase II. The transcript is spliced from 15 exons. Bases 64 to 1836 code for a protein of 590 amino acids. Gene Ontology annotation, cellular component: nucleus; NELF complex.
CGCGCGCACGCGCACUUGCAUGGGUCGGCUCCCGCGCACGCGCAGUGAGAACUCGCGGCAACUAUGGCGGGCCCAGCGCCGGGUACGAUUAUGGCUGAAGACUACUUCGGGAACGCGCCGGAGUGGGGCGAAGAGGCGGAAGGCGGCCAGCAGCAGGAAGACGACUCCGGGGGAGAGGAUGACGCUGAGGUGCAGCAGGAAUGUCUGCAUAAAUUCUCCACCCGGGACUACAUCAUGGAGCCCUCCAUCUUCAACACUCUGAAGAGGUAUUUCCAGGCAGGAGGCUCUCCAGAAAAUGUCAUCCAGCUCCUGUCUGAGAACUAUACAGCCGUGGCGCAGACUGUGAACCUGCUGGCUGAGUGGCUCAUCCAGACAGGUGUUGAGCCAGUGCAGGUGCAGGAGACUGUGGAAAACCACCUGAAGAGUUUGCUGAUCAAGCACUUUGACCCUCGGAAAGCAGAUUCUAUUUUCACCGAAGAAGGAGAGACCCCAGCGUGGCUUGAGCAGAUGAUCGCACAUACCACGUGGAGAGAUCUGUUCUAUAAGCUGGCUGAAGCCCAUCCUGACUGUCUGAUGCUCAACUUCACUGUGAAGCUCAUUUCUGAUGCGGGGUACCAAGGGGAGAUCACCAGCGUGUCCACAGCCUGCCAGCAGUUGGAAGUGUUCUCCAGAGUGCUCCGGACCUCUCUAGCCACCAUCUUGGAUGGAGGAGAGGAAAACCUUGAGAAAAAUCUUCCUGAGUUUGCAAAAAUGGUGUGCCAUGGGGAGCACACAUACCUGUUUGCACAGGCCAUGAUGUCCGUGCUGGCCCAGGAGGAGCAGGGUGGCUCAGCAGUGCGCAGGGUCGCUCAGGAAGUCCAGCGCUUCGCCCAGGAGAAAGGCCACGACGCCAGUCAGAUCACCCUGGCUUUGGGCACAGCUGCCUCCUACCCUCGGGCCUGCCAAGCUCUCGGCGCCAUGCUGUCCAGGGGAGCACUGAACCCUGCAGACAUCACGGUCUUGUUCAAGAUGUUCACCAGCAUGGACCCGCCUCCUGUGGAACUUAUCCGGGUGCCUGCCUUCCUAGACCUGUUCAUGCAGUCGCUGUUCAAGCCGGGGGCCAAGAUCAACCAGGACCACAAGCACAAGUACAUCCACAUCCUGGCCUAUGCCGCUAGUGUGGUGGAGGCCUGGAAGAAGAACAAGCGGGUUAGCAUUGGCAAAGAUGAGCUGAAGUCCACGUCGAAGGCUGUGGAAACUGUCCACAAUCUGUGUUGUAAUGAGAACAAAGGGGCCUCGGAGCUGGUAGCCGAGCUGAGCACACUCUAUCAGUGCAUUAGGUUCCCGGUGGUGGCAAUGGGUGUCCUGAAGUGGGUAGAUUGGACCGUGUCCGAACCGAGGUACUUCCAGCUGCAGACUGACCACACACCAGUUCACCUGGCCUUGCUGGAUGAGAUCAGCACCUGCCACCAGCUCCUGCACCCCCAGGUUCUGCAGCUGCUCAUUAAGCUUUUUGAGACCGAACACUCCCAGCUAGACGUGAUGGAGCAGCUUGAGUUGAAAAAGACCCUGCUGGACAGGAUGGUCCACCUGCUGAGCCGUGGUUAUGUGCUGCCUGUGGUCAGUUACAUCCGCAAGUGUCUGGAGAAGCUGGACACCGACAUCUCCCUCAUCCGCUACUUCGUCACUGAGGUUUUGGAUGUCAUCGCCCCACCGUACACCUCAGACUUUGUGCAGCUGUUCCUCCCCAUCUUGGAAAACGACAGCAUUGCGGGCACCAUCAAAUCAGAGGGCGAGCACGACCCUGUGACAGAAUUCAUUGCGCACUGCAAGUCUAACUUCAUCGUGGUGAACUGAGAGCAGCCAGAGCCGAAGCAGAACCUGCUGGGCCCAGUUCAGGACUAGAGGACUGGUUUCAGGAAGCUGCUUGUGAAGAGGCCAAACCAGCCUCCCAGAAGGAAGCAGGGUCUGCUGGGAGGGAGCGGACAGCUCUUCUAAAAGGACUGUGUUUGCAGUGCCCAGGAGAAGCUGCUGUGGUGGACAGCCCCGAUUGUUGUGUGAACCCUGCACCACAUGUCACAUGCAGGAGUCAGGUGUAAGCACCUCUGAGGAGGCACCCAGUAGGCCUCGGGGUAGUGAGGAUGAAUCACUUCUAGGGUUUAUGUGAGUUUUCUACCAGUGACCCAGGUGGUUGGUUGUCUUACUGUUUAAACUUGCCUAGAGUAACGAUGGGCUGGGCGGUGUGUGUCCACACGCGCUAUUCCCGUGUAAAUAAAGUGCACAGACUCAGA